Messenger RNA from Selaginella moellendorffii, 1302 nucleotides. RefSeq names its product protein STRICTOSIDINE SYNTHASE-LIKE 3. Gene Ontology annotation, molecular function: strictosidine synthase activity. Lineage: Eukaryota; Viridiplantae; Streptophyta; Lycopodiopsida; Selaginellales; Selaginellaceae. The record is from RefSeq and is a predicted model, not a curated record. The transcript has 4 exons. Bases 24 to 1196 code for a protein of 390 amino acids. Gene Ontology annotation, biological process: biosynthetic process.
ACUAAACUCAAGCACGACCACUAAUGACGCCUGGAUCAUUGGCAGCGGCGCUCUUGGCCUUCCUGGCGGCGCUCUACGCCGCCACUGAUCCGCUGCGAAUCGGCCCCACUGUCGGCUUCCCCGACUUCCGCGCCAUUCAUGUGGAGCAGCCCUCGCCCGCGCAGCUAGGUGAUUUCCAGGGCGAUCCACACAAUCGCCUCGCCGCCCGGGCGGAGGUCCGCUUCUCGGGCCAAGUCUGCGGCCCCGAGAGCAUCGCCUUCGAUCCGCAAGGCCGCGGCCCCUACACUGGCAUCUGCGAUGGCCGUGUCCUUCGCUGGGAUGAGGAGCAACAAGCAUGGAUCGAAUUCGCGGUCACUUCUUCCAAUCGAUCUGCGUGCGCGCCCAAGGAUCCUCCGCGGCCCAAUCUCGCGAACGAGCAUAUCUGUGGGAGGCCGCUGGGCUUGCGAUUCAAGAAGAGCUCGUCCGAGCUCUACAUUGCCGAUGCUUACAAGGGAUUGCUGGUGGUGGGAUCGCAAGGGGGUCUUGCCUCUCCGCUCGUCACCGAGGUGGAAGGCCAGCCCCUGCUGUUCACCAACGAUCUAGAUCUGGACGAGGAUGGAUGCGUCUACUUCACAGUUACAAGCUCCAAAUAUCAAAGAAGGAACUUCAUACUGCCGAUUCUCGAGGGAGAUGACACUGGCCUUCUGCUCAAGUAUGAUCCUUCGACAAAGCAAGUGAGCGUUUUGCUUCGUGGGCUUCAGUUUCCAAACGGUGUCUCCAUGAGCAAGGAUUACUCCUUCCUAGUGUUUGCUGAAACCACCAAUGGAAAAUUGACUCGCUACUGGCUCAAAGGUCCCAAAGCUGGAACUCCAGAGCUCUUCGCUAUCCUGCCGGGCCACCCAGACAACGUUAGAACUAACGAAAAUGGAGAGUUUUGGGUAGCGAUACAUGCCUUGAGAAAACCCGUGAUGCGUUUCCUGGGGCCCCGUCCAAGGCUGAGAGACUUCCUCGUCAAGCUCCCAAUCCCUGCCAAGAUGAUCACCGGAGGAGGUCCUUACGCUCUGAUUCUCAAGUAUGAUGCCGAUGGUAAGCUAAUCGACGCCCUCGAGGAUCACAAAGGCCAAGUUGCUUCUUAUGUGAGCGAAGCCGAAGAGCACGAUGGUCACCUCUGGCUGGGGACGGUCCUGUUGAACAAGAUCGUUGUUUACAAGCUGUGAGUGAUUCCAUAGGCAAGGAAAAUUUCGGUGCUGCUCACAAAGAAGUUGGAUAAGUACAACAAAUAUUUCCAAACAAUUACAUUCAAGAAAACGACUCGAUUUCACA